AUGGCCUCUCCAGCGACCGUCCCGGAGAUCUUUGAUUCCAUAAAGCAGUCCAUCGAAUCCGUCUCGGAAACAAGCAAAAAACUAUCCGGUCUCGCGCCGCCGGCGGAAGGCCUCUCGCUACUCGAUGUGAAGAACGAGUUGCUGCUGAGCUACCUGGAGCACAUGGUUUUUUUGAUACUGCUGCGACUGAAAAGCGCUUCUGCCGGGACGGAGAAAGAGGCCGACCUCAGCCUGGAGAACUCGAAUCUCGGCCAAUCAGCCGUGAAAAAGCUGGUCGAACUACGGCUCUACCUCGAGAAAGGCGUCCGUCCGCUGGAAGACAAGCUUCGCUACCAGAUCGAGAAAGCGCUUCGAGCAGCGGAGGCGUCCGAGCGAGCGACAAAGGCCAAGGAGGCCGCCGCUGCUGCCGCUGGAAGCGAUGACAAGUCAGACGAAGACGAUGCCUCUGAAGGCAGCGACGAAGAGAAGGAAGCGGCCGAUUCUGAUGUCGGGGCUUUCAACGAGGAAGAGGUAGCGACAAGCCGUCCGAACCGAGCGGCCUUUGUGCGCCCUACUUCUGGCUUGGCUGCGGCCACGGCAGCGCCAGACUCCAAGGCCACGGCAGACGCGGCCGCUGGCGGUGGAGUGUACCGGCCGCCCAAGAUUGCGCCCACGAUGAUGCCGACGACAGGGAGAAAGGAUCGUGCCGAGCGCAGGCCGCUGAAGUCGGCCACGAUGGACGAGUUCAUUGCCGAUGAGUUCUCGACUGCCCCGAUUGCCCAGCCCAGCAUCGGCACCAACAUCGCCGGUCACGGCCGGCACAUGAAGACGUCGACCGAGCGCCAGCGCGAGGACGAGCGUCGCGAUUACGAGGAGCGCAACUUUGUCCGUCUGCCGGCCGUGGGCAAGAAAGACCGCGCCAAGCGGGCCAAGGCCGAGGGCAGCGGGCCCAUGUCGUUUGGCGGCGAGGAUUGGCGCGGGCUCGGCGAGGGUGUCGACCGCAUCAACCGUCUCACGCAGCGCAAGAGCAGCAGUGGUGCCACCGGCACACGGGCGCUGCUGGAGAAGAGCCGCAAGAGAGGCAUUGACACGACUGAUGGGCCCCGGGGCAGCGGCGCUGCCAGCAGCGGUGUCAUUGGUGAGCGCUUCCAGAAGCGCCUCAGGCUACAGGACAUGGGGCGUCGCGACCGGGGCAAGAAGAAAUGA
This is a messenger RNA of Grosmannia clavigera kw1407, 1185 nucleotides long. RefSeq names its product u3 small nucleolar ribonucleoprotein. Gene Ontology annotation, biological process: maturation of SSU-rRNA from tricistronic rRNA transcript (SSU-rRNA, 5.8S rRNA, LSU-rRNA). Bases 1 to 1185 code for a protein of 394 amino acids. The record is from RefSeq and is a predicted model, not a curated record. Gene Ontology annotation, cellular component: nucleolus; small-subunit processome. NCBI's taxonomy places the organism in Eukaryota, Fungi, Ascomycota, Sordariomycetes, Ophiostomatales, Ophiostomataceae. The transcript has a single exon.